AUGGCUUCCUUUCCGCUUUUCAACCUCCCGGAGGAGCUGGUGAUCAUCGUCACGGCCCAUAUGCCAGACACAGAUCUGGCAGCAUUCUGUCGGAGCUCAAAGGCGUCGAAUCGCAUCGGGCAGAUCAGCCUAUACCGUAGGCUUUCCCCCGUGGAAAGAAUGCGUGUUUCGUCCCUGGCUAAUAUACAAAACAGGCCAACAACCAUGGAGACUCUGCUCUGGCACAACCAACAUGACAAGGCAAAGCUGCGUGAACUUGCACCGGAUGCGCUGAAGCUCGCCUGCCGGUGGGGGGGCACUCACCUGAUUAAGGCCUUGCUGGACGCAGGCGUCUCACCUAACACUGCAACCUCGGGCUUGUAUAAUGGCCCACCUGCUCCUCAACCACUCGCCGUAGCUGCCGUCUAUCACCAGCUCAAAGUCAUGGAGCUCCUAGCAUCUGCUGGUGCAAAGCCUGGGGUUAACUCGUUUGAGCACAACUUUCUCAUCUUGUGCGGAGAUCCACGAAGCAACGUUCAGAUACCUCAAGGGGAGCGCGUGCGGAAAGCCCGGAUGCUUACGGACUGUGGCUUCGACCUCAAUCAACUCAGUCCCCAGGGAGACAGUUUUCUACACCGCGAAUGCCACUACCGUGAGGGCGGGCCAGCCACCAAGGCCAACGUUGAGUUUCUGCUACACCUCGGAUUCAACGUCAAUGGACCCAACCAGCAGGGACGCACGCCGCUGGAGAUAGCCGCCCUGAACGGUGACCCCAAUAGCCCUCAACGCCUCAAUACCCAGGGCCGGGUGGAUCCGCAUCAGGUGUUGGAAUGCCUCCUGGCCGCGGGGGCGACUCUGGAACGGGAAUCCGGGAUCGAACUCCUUCGCUUCUCGUUGCGGGAACAGAACUCCCGUUCCUUGGUGCUCUUGUUGGAUGCCUGGAAGAAGCAGCUUGUGAGCUUUGAGUCCAGCAGCCCGAUCGUCAUGUUCUGCGCAGCGGCAGCUGCAGGAGACGUGGAACUAAUGCGCGACCUCCUGAAGCAGGGCAAAGUUGAGGGCAACUGCGAGGUUGAUAGAAUCACGGCGCUCAUUGCCGCCGCUCGAACGGGCAACGAGGAUGCGGUCAAGUUCCUCCUCCAGGAUGCCAGUGCCAGGAAGUCAUGUAACGAGACGGACGCGUACGGUCGGACUGCCCUGCACAAUGCCGUACUCCGGGGCUCUGAGCAGACCGUCCGCUUGCUAUUCCCCCAUACCAAGUUCAUUCUCGAAGACAAGGAUGGCCACCCCUCACAAGCCCUCCUCGCUGCCGCAGUGAGAUGCCAGCCCAUUACCAUCGUCGCCAUGCUUCUCGACCAGCUGUCAACUGAAAGCACCAAGAUCAGAACUGCCCCCGGGAUGCCGCCACGCCGAAUUGGGAUGGUGAUUGACGGCGACAACGAGCCCGGUGAAGCAGCAGCAGUUCAGGCGGCCUUCCGGACAGCAGUGCGCCACAGGAAGAAGGAUGCAAUCCGUCUAAUUCUGGACUGUAAGAACCCAUGGAUCGUUUACCCCGGGAAGUGGUACAACGCCCUCAACGAUACACUGACCUGGGACGAAGACCUCGCCCUGGAACUCCUUGAUCGCGGAGCGCGCGAUUGUUCCUUACAUCCCUACCCGCCGAUCAUGGUCGCCGCGAUGCAUAAUCGUACGAGGGCAAUAUCCGCGCUCAUCAAGAAGGGCGCCAAACUCGACCGCUACUCUCACCUGACAUACACAGCGCUGACACUGGCCGUCGAGCACAAUCAGGCCGAAGCCGUCGCGUGCCUCCUCAAAGCAGGCGCGGACACCUCGAUCGAAAUGGAGCUCGACAUGGCUUGCCGUAAAAAGACGAACGAGUACCACGACCGCAGCAACCCGUCUGGCCCCAGCCGGACCCGUAACGACACGAUCUUCGCGUACGCGGUUCUCCAUGGCCAGGCCGAGAUCGUCAAGCUGCUGAUCCCGCACUUUGAGAUUACGCUGCCCCAGCUCCGCGAUGUUUGGCUUGGCCGUAGAUAUAAGGAGGUGCGUGAUGGGCCGAAUGCCCUCCACGUUGCUGCUUACUGGGGGCAUUGGGAGGUUGUUCGGGUCUUGCUUGACACGCGGAAGUUCGAUUUGAAGUACAGGGAUGAUCAGGGGAAGCGGGCUUGUGAGUAUGCUACGGAUUCGAGGCAUCCGUGUCCGAAGGAUAUCUUGGACAAGCUCUCGGUCUAA
Aspergillus mulundensis is the source of this 2211-nucleotide messenger RNA. Its product is annotated as ankyrin repeat domain-containing protein. The coding region runs from base 1 to 2211 and encodes 736 amino acids. The transcript has a single exon. NCBI's taxonomy places the organism in Eukaryota, Fungi, Ascomycota, Eurotiomycetes, Eurotiales, Aspergillaceae. Gene Ontology annotation, molecular function: protein binding. The record is from RefSeq and is a predicted model, not a curated record.